AUGGAGAAUGAAUUAGCCCACUUGUCAAUCAAUGAGGAAGAAGAGGAUGCUAUUCUCAUACCAACAGAUCCAAAUCGGGAAAAAGAGGGUGAGUUUUUUCAACUUGUGGGAUGUUUUCUCACAGCUAGUAUGAUUCAUUUUUCUGCUAUGAAAAGUACAAUGGCAAACUUGUGGCAUCCGGUUCGGGGUGUUCGAAUUCGAGAUCUGGGGGAAAGAAGGUUUUUGUUUCAAUUUUUUCAUGCUGUGGAUAUGGACAGGGUGUUAAAGGGUUCACCUUGGACCUUUAACAACCAUCUGCUGAUUCUUUACAAAUUGAAAGUUGGAGAGGAUCCGUUACAAGUCCCUUUAGUUUUCACACCUUUCUGGGUUCAGAUCCAUGAGGUGCCAAUUGGCCUAUAUUCUGAAAAUUUAGCUAUGCAGAUGGGGAAUUUUUUGGGGAAUUUUUUGGAAUAUGACGUUUCAAACUUGGGGAAAGAAAAUAGGAACUUUAUGAGAAUUAGGGUCCAAAUUGAUGUAAGGCGUCCUUUGAAAAGGAGGAAACAGAUUUUAUAUGGGGAGAGACGUUUAUACGUCACUUUUAAGUAUGAAAGAUUGUCACUCUUUUGUUUUUUCUGUGGAAGAUUGGGCCAUAGGGAUUCGUUCUGCGAAACAAAAAUGAAUAUUGGAGUAGAAAUAACAGAUUUGGGAUGGGAUCUUUCUAUCAGAGCACAAUCCCAAAGGUCACUAUCAAUGAAGAGUAUCUGGUUACGGGAGGAAACAGAUGAUGAUAGUGGAGGUCUUGGUGAAGAAAAUCUGAGAGGUCCAAAUGGAGAAAGCAGAAGAUAG
Gossypium raimondii (Peruvian cotton) is the source of this 825-nucleotide messenger RNA. RefSeq lists its product as uncharacterized. Bases 1 to 825 code for a protein of 274 amino acids. The record is from RefSeq and is a predicted model, not a curated record. The transcript has a single exon. NCBI's taxonomy places the organism in Eukaryota, Viridiplantae, Streptophyta, Magnoliopsida, Malvales, Malvaceae.